Drosophila suzukii is the source of this 622-nucleotide messenger RNA. RefSeq lists its product as uncharacterized. Lineage: Eukaryota; Metazoa; Arthropoda; Insecta; Diptera; Drosophilidae. The record is from RefSeq and is a predicted model, not a curated record.
AUGGCCGAGGUCCUAGAGGAGUUCAUCACUCUGACGCCCUUGACUUGUGUGCAACAGUGCAAUGCCUUGCUAGGAGCCACAUCAGGAAAACCGAGGAGCUGCUUUGUGUUUUUCACUCUUUUUGGCGUAUACUGCGGGGUCCUCGUCCUUCGUGCAUAUCGAACAUAUUCCUCGAAACAAGGAGGAGAUGGGGAGAAGAUAUCAGAGGGAGUCACACUUGAGGCAAAAGCAGAUGAUCUGAACUUAGAACCAGGUCCGAGCCCAGUGAAAGAAUUUGUGGAUCAAGCGAAGCCGAUCCUGUUGCAGCCCAUAGAGUUUUCCAGCACUGACAUGCGAUGGCGCUAUUGCAACCACAUGCCUCAAGCUGAUCUAAAACAAGGCCCAGAUAGUGAUGACGAAGUACCCGAGAAGAAUGGCCAUGAUGAAUUCGAUAAAAAUACUAAUGUGGGGGACAACGAUGACCCCGAAGCCCCGACAGUAUCAGAGGCCACUUCCACAUCGAGGGCAAUGUCUCGGGCGCAUGAGGAUAUUGUCGAUGGAGAACAUGCCGAGGCCAAAACCUUUUCGGUGUGAUGCCCCAAUGCUCAUUGGCUAACAAAUUUAUCGUUUGAUCGAUAAUAAA